Messenger RNA from Anas platyrhynchos (mallard), 1007 nucleotides. Its product is annotated as CD5 antigen-like. Gene Ontology annotation, cellular component: membrane. Lineage: Eukaryota; Metazoa; Chordata; Aves; Anseriformes; Anatidae. The record is from RefSeq and is a predicted model, not a curated record.
CUUGGCUUUCACUUCCUCCCCCCAGCCUCCGCCCCACCUCCCACCCCCAGGACUUUAGUUAAAAGGGUGGCCUUGGGGUGGAGGGACCCUAGGCUGGCAAAAUGGGGGGGCUGCACGGACUGGGGCUAUGCCUGGCUCUGUGCUGCGGCGCCGUAAUUGGAUCUGUGCCCGUCCGGCUCGUGGGUGGCCGGUCCCGAUGCCAUGGGCGUGUGGAGCUGCUGCAGAACGGCGCCUGGGGCUCCAUCUGCGCCUCAGGCUGGGACCGGGCAGCCUCCCGCGUGCUCUGCCGGGAGCUGGGCUGCGGCCGCCCCCGCCUCAUCCCCGCGCCCUGCAGCCCCCCGGCGGCCGACGGGCCCCCGGUGACCCUGCAGUGGGUGCAGUGCUCGGGGCAGGAGCCGGCCCUGGCGCACUGCGUCCUGCAGCCACGGGACGCCCCGUCCUGCCCCUCAGACCGGCUGGCUGCCGUCGACUGUGAGGAGCCAUUUGGGCUGCGGCUGUCCGGGGGCCCUGGGCGGUGUGCGGGGCGGCUGGAGGUGCAGCGCAACGGGAGCUGGGGCACGGUGUGCGACGACGGCUGGAGUGCGGCGAACGCGGCUGUGGUGUGCCAGGAGCUGGGCUGCAGGGAGGUGCCGGAAGAGCUCCUUGGGGACCGGCCACGCUUCGGGCCCGGCACCGGGCGCAUCUGGCUGGAUGACGUGCGGUGCCGGGGCCAGGAGGGGACCCUGCAGGAUUGUGCCCACCGAGCCUGGGGGUACCACGACUGCACCCACGACGAGGAUGUCGGCGUGGUCUGCCAGGACCCCUGAGCACCACGGCUCUGCCCAUGGCCAUCCCUGCUGCCAUCACGUCCUGCAACGCCUCCAGCGGGGGGACCCCAAACCCAAACAGGACCCUGCUCACGGCUGUCUUUGCCCCGACAAAGCCCACCGGUGGGCGUGGGAGCUCCUGCUGCAGCCCCUGAUGCCCCCUGCCCCGUUAUUAAAGGCAGAGCAGCUGUAACACCGAGA